Molecule: messenger RNA, 3737 nt
Organism: Phaedon cochleariae (mustard beetle)
Lineage: Eukaryota; Metazoa; Arthropoda; Insecta; Coleoptera; Chrysomelidae
Source: the annotation of a GenBank genome assembly
GUUACUCUGAGGUUUAAACUAAGAAGUGCGAUAACUAAGUGUAAUAUAACUAAUCAGUAAAUAAUGCUUCAACAAUAAACGCACGUCAAAUAUAAAUUUGGAUGAGAUAUGAGAUAGAUAUCAAAUUUUCUGUUUAUCCCGCAAUAUGAAUAUGAUCCAGUAACACAGCAACAAUGCUAACAUUAUGGGCGUCAAGCUUCAACACAUCCUGGGAAUAUUCCUGAUUUUUCAAAUAUGUAGUGCAACCGGUAGCAGCACCUCUUCGGAGAGUGUUGACAUAGAAACAAACGACACUAAAAUAAACCAGAUAGAGAAACUACCAAAGACAAAUGCCGAACUGAACACAGUAGAUCAAGAAAAUACUCAAAAAAAAGUGGACGAUGAUCCCGAACACAUCAAAACAACCCCACCUACGCAUACAACAGAGCAGAAAUCGAACAAUUUCCUCGUCAAAGAAGAUAACAAAGAAAACUUCAUCACUCAAGACUCCAGUAGCGAUAGAGAAGACAAGGCUAGGGCGAUCGAUAUCCAAAAGUUCAUAUCACCAGAAUUCCAGAACAAUGUCUACAGUUACCCUGUAUCUUCAGACACCGAGAAAUAUUCUGAAGGAUCAUUCCAUAAGUCCACCACUAACACACAUACCGAUUACUCGAAAUUUGAACUAACAACGCCCAAAACACAUCUCUUCGAUAAAAAAUAUGAAGAAGCCAGGCAAAAACUAGAGCAAGAAUAUGAAGAAAAUGCACAGGACAUCAAUUCACAUGAUGAAGACGAAGAACCUCAAGGCUAUGAAUCCCAUGAAGCUUUGGACGAUGAAGAACCUCACAUGGAUAAAAUAAGUGAAGAUCCAGUUCCAGAAUCUAAUUCCACUCUAGAUUACAAAGAACAAAUAAACAUAUCCAAAGAUAACGUCAUCGAAAAAAAUUCCAAUCAAAAUUCGUUCACUAUUGAACAGGUCAAGAAAGUCCUCUUCUCUUCAAUUUUCAAUGAUACCAGCACUUUCGGAUACGAUUCCAAGGAAGACACUGUAUCUCCUAAACCCCUUAUCCACCCUACUGAGAAGAGCAUCACGUUAACAAAGCCCACUGCGAACAAGAACAACAGUCAUAUUCUAAGCAACAAAAUAGAAUCUGAGACUAUCAAAGCCAUAGGUACUGAAGCUACUACUGAGAAAGAGAAGAUGGAGUCCAAAGAACAAAUAGUGGAAGAAAACAGGGUUAUAGAAUCGGAAACUAUCAAAGCCAUAGCUACAGAAGCUACCACUGAGAAACAGAAGAUGGAGCCCAAAGAACAACUUGUGGAAGAAAACAAAGUUAUUGAAUCUGAAACUAUCAAAGCCAUAGAUACAGAAGCUACCACUGAGAAACAGAAGAUGGAUCCCAAAGAACAAGUAGUGGAAGAAAACAGAGUUAUUGAAUCUGAAACAAUUAAAACCAUAGGCACAGAAGCUACCACUGAGAAACAAAAGCUCGAGCCGAGAGAACAACGGUUAAUUCCAGUAAAUGCAACUACAGAAAGAGAUGCAACAACAGCUGUGGAUGUCGACUCAACCACAUUAUUGGAAGAACUCACUACACCUAUCGUAAUUCCGGUAACUACAGAGCAGUUGACUGAAACAACGCAAUUCACUACUGAUGAAGUACUGUCCACGAUAGACAACUCUGAACCAACUACAACAGAAGGAACAACUCAAUUUAUUACCACAGCCGAUGGUGAAUCGUCAACUGAAGAAACUACCACUGAAGCAGCUGAAACAACUCAUGGCAUACCAGUUACUGCUACUAGUGCUAGGGUGUCAAAAGGUAUGACAAUGGAAGAACCUCAAUCAACGGAGGCUAUGACCGUUACUACAACCGAAGCUGAACCAAUUGAUGAAACCACCACGGACUUAAUUACAACUGAAUUGCCUCAAUCAACCAUCGAGGAUACUACUCCAGAGCUACCUGAGCUAACAACAACAAGAAAAGGAAUAAGUACAACUGAAACAUCGGUCACUAACGAAACUUUAGUACCAUCAACAGUUUCAUUUCCUGUAACAACAAUCGAGUUUAUACACGUGGAAACCAGGGACAAUCACACAACGCUGGUACCAGACACUCUGAGCCCCAAUUUGAGUUAUCCGACUACAAAUAACGAGUCUUCAGCUUCGAAUGAUACAGGGCGUACUGGUUCAGAGCCUACUACUACUGCUGGUACCACGGAGGAUAAUAGCGAAUCUGCGGAGUCGUCUGCUAGUACUGACAGUACCACUUUGGACAAUCCGGACGACAGUAAAGGAAAGAUAAUUGCUAUCGUUAUCUCGUCUGUCGGUGCUGUGUGUUUGAUUCUAUUGGCUGGAUUGUUGUAUGUGAUGAGGAAGAGACAAAAUCGGUUCAAUUACAAGCAAAGGUGCAGACCAGUGAAUUUGGACGACUACAGUGUGGACAAUAUAUCCGUGUACAAUAGCGUGAGACGAAAAGCUGAAAGGCAAUCCAAGAGAUCGUACGGAAAUCCUGCUUUUGAUGAUCCCGUGGCUGUGACUCACCCCCUGAAUUUCCCGGCAUUGGCGAAAUUUUCUGCCAACAACGAAGACAUCCGAGCGGAAUUCGAGGAAAUUCCCCAAAUCUCCGCCAAAACCAGCGAAUUGCCGCAAGGCUGCGAGACCAAGAACAGGUACGCCAAUGUGAUACCUCUGCCAGAAACAAGGGUGUUUUUGCAGCCGAUCGACGGGUAUCGCAACAGCGACUAUAUCAAUGCCAACUUCGUUACGGGACCCAAGAACACCAGAGGCUAUUAUAUAGCGACCCAGGCGCCAAUGGAAGACACCGUAGACGAUUUCUGGAGGAUGAUUUGGGAGCAGCAAUCCAAAGUUAUCUUGAUGAUAACACUCCUCUUCGAAAAUGGAGUGGAGAAGUCCGUUGAUUAUUUGCCACCUUCCGAAGUGCUAGACUGUCACAGACUGUUUGGAGAUUUUCAAGUGACACUGAAGAGGAGGGAUGUCAAAGAAAAAUAUGUCAUCUCUAGUCUUCAACUGAAAAAUAUGGUUUCGAAUAGUUGGAGAGAAAUCACACAUUUUUGGUACUUGGGAUGGCCAGAAAAAGGAGUCCCGAAUGAAGGAAACUCACUGAUUGCUUUUCUUAUAGAAGCCAGGAGUUUCAUGAAAUCAUCAACGAUAGACAAGAAUCACGUGACGAACGGAAGCAUGAACGGCACGUCGGGCACCGAAGUGAACCCCGUGGUGGUCCAUUGUAGUCCCGGCACUGGCAGAACGGGGGUGGUGAUCACUUGCGACAUCGCCAUCAGGGAAUUCGAGCAGACGCGAUUGGUCGAUAUUCCCAAGAUCGUGUACAGGAUACGCCGGGAUAGGGCCGGGGCAGUGCAGACCAAGGAACAGUACAACUUCAUCUAUAAGGUCGUCAGUCUCUAUGCCACCAAACUCACAGGUGGAUCGUUGGAUUCUUUUUAAAAUAAGUAUAAACGGAUGUAAUAUGUAUUUAUACUUAUAUUUUAUUUCCUAGUUUGUUAAUAUCAUUGUGAUACCUACCUAGUGAAUGUAUAUUCUAGUAGAAUAGUACUGGAUGAACAUAAUAUAAUUCGUAGUCUUUCAAAUUGUUUAUUGUAAAUAUUAUUAUGUUUCAGGUUCUCAGAAAACAUAUCUGUUAACUAAUUGAAAUUGAGUUGUAUUGUUAUUGAAAUGAGAAUUUGAAUGCUCUCUAUCUGAAAUUAAAUGUGAUUUAGUUUUUUACUUAUGUUGCGUU